AUGGAUUCCGAAUCAGAGCGACCUACAGACACAGUGCAAUGCAACUUACAGCUUCUUGCCCACGACUUGCUCCAUGUCUUAGAACUAACUUCUGCUAUAUCAGCUGGUGACUGGGGAUGGAUUGAGGACAUUCUUGGUAACCUGGCAAUAAUAUUCCGUGGUGCCGGAUCAAAUAACUAUUGCUCUGAGAUUCUACAUUUUCUAUUCAACCUUAAGAAAGUCUGGACGCCAGAAUUCGCGUGUGAAAUCUUGUUCUUGUUCAUUCAUUCCAAGUCUGUCUAA
This is a messenger RNA of Suillus bovinus, 282 nucleotides long. RefSeq lists its product as uncharacterized. The transcript has a single exon. The coding region runs from base 1 to 282 and encodes 93 amino acids. Lineage: Eukaryota; Fungi; Basidiomycota; Agaricomycetes; Boletales; Suillaceae. The record is from RefSeq and is a predicted model, not a curated record.